Messenger RNA from Suillus subaureus, 1707 nucleotides. RefSeq names its product alpha/beta-hydrolase. The record is from RefSeq and is a predicted model, not a curated record. The coding region runs from base 253 to 1707 and encodes 484 amino acids. Lineage: Eukaryota; Fungi; Basidiomycota; Agaricomycetes; Boletales; Suillaceae. The transcript has 12 exons.
CAGCUCGACGCUCAGCCAUCUGGAUUGAAUAUUGAAUAUCUAUGUAUGUACAAGUUUGUUCCAUAAUUUUUAGCUUGUCCUCUUGACGCUACUACUCGGCUAAUGAGAAAUUUGAUCGCAUUUGACCCAAGGCCGUCAGGGCCUUCUAGGGAGGGCGGUCGUUACUGUUGGACCCUUUUUCAUAUAUAUAAAACUGUUUUGUAAACCUGUGGGUGCCUUGUUGUUGGUCUAUUUCUUGUUCUCCUCUCCCGUAUGCCCUACAUCGAUAUCCCAUCCAGGGACGACUACGUGUCUAUAUGGUACAUCACGAACUCCGUCCACGGGAACGUUGGCAGCUUUGACCCAGAGCGCCCCACUUGCAUCCUCCUUCAUCCUUUAUUUCUGGACUCAAGCUGGCUGAUUAGGCACUUUGAUGAUCCCAGACUCUCCCGCGACUACAACUUGAUAGCUUUUGACCAGCGGACUUGUGGACGAUCACGAUGUAGACCCAGUCAAUGGCAUGACAGUUAUGUUGAUGCAGCAGAUCUUGCUAUGGUCUGUCAGGCUUUGCUCUUGCCUCCUGCACAUAUAUUGGCAUUCGAGUGUAUUUCUGUUAAUGCAGCUCUCAGACUCGCUGCAGUGUGGCCUGAGCAGGUCCUGAGUCUAACUUUAUGCGACGUCCCCCCUCCGACAGAACUUCAAUGGGUCUUCCACGCUUAUGACGAACUCCUUCAAUUGUGGUGUUACGCGCCAGACCUCGACUCGUUCGAACAUGCAGGGAAUGAAGUAGUGACUUUCAUGACUGGGGAGAGCGACAAUCUAGACCUUCAAGAUGAUUUGAUAGCCUACUGGGAGAAAUAUACACCUCCAACAAAACGCCUGAGGAUUGUAGAACUUGUUAACAUUAUGAUGAACCGUACACUUAUGAAGCCCCAGGAACUUGCCAGUAUCUGUUGCCCUGUUCUUAUUAUUCAGGGAGAAGCAAGUCCCAUAGCUCCGCUGAAAUACGCAGAGAACCUUAAACAGCAACUAAUAAACGCUGAAGAUGGACCUCGAUUGUACGUUGUCAAGGGUGCCAAAGCUUGCUUAAACAUCCUGCCUGGAAGCGCUUCGAUAGUUAACCAGGUCUUCUCAAAGUUUCUUGCCCAACAGCCUCGUACACGGUCCGACCUCCUUACUCCAAAGUUGUCCAUACGAGAACGGUCGAAGGUCGCUCUAUCGAAGCUUGCGGAAUUCGUCGGCAUUCCAUCUAUUGCCCAGAGGGAUCCUCGUUCUCCCCUUUCGUUUUCAUGUGUAAAAACCGAGGUUGCGAAAAGCCAGUUGGAAAAUUUGUCGUUUUACGCAAAGGAUUUGAAUCAAGCAUACUGUCCGCUUGGGAGAGAUGGACGGCCGUUGCGCAAGUACUCUGAACGGAAGAAGGAGGCUCACUGGUUCCAAGGAGACAAGCAUGGCAACAGUUACAUCGACACUUCCGAGCUCAAAGCUGCUCGUAACUACAAGGGAUACAAACAAUCACAUCCUAAGGCUCCCAGCUCUCCGGAACGUCCGGUAGCGGGAUCUUUAACUGCGAACAAAGAAAGCCUAGUCACAGACGAGGUCGCGCAGGAUGGUCGCAUGCGUCGAACGACUUACAAUGCUAGCUCAGUCGACAAGCACGUUAUUAGAGGAACGAUGCAGAAGGCUGUCACAGAUCACAUACGACGUUUGGAUUAUUCACAACUACCUUAA